CUUGACAACGGAGAGACAGGAGAGGGAGGGGGAGGAGGAGGAGGAGAAGGGGGAGGGGCCUGUCACGUUGGAGACCAAUGACAGAACAGGUAGCAACAGGAUUUUGUUCGGGUCGUUCGGAGCGAGACUUUAACAAACUAGUCCCGGUGCUGCUGACCGAACCGGCACCAUGAUCAGCUCGGAGGGCCUGCGGCCGGCCUCGUCCGGCAGGAAGCCCCUGGGCAAGCUGGCGUCCCGGCUGGAGGAGGUGAAGAACCCGUGGCGGCAGGUCUCCACGCUGGAGCUGAGCCACAACGAGGCGGCCCGGCUCGCCACGGACGCGCUGCUGGAGCACGGAGAGAAGGAGUACCGCCGGGUUCUGAGCGAGGAGCGGGAGCUCAACUUUCUGUCCCCGCUGGAGGUCCGGUACAUCACCCAGCAUGCGGCCAAGGCGUGCAGCCCGGAGAGCAACGGAACCGGCCCCAACGACCGGGACUUCGGGGACGGGGACGCCGUGUCCGAGCUCACCUCCGGGACUUACUUCCCGAUGAUGUCCGACGAGGAGCCGCCGAUGCUGGAGCUCGGCUGGCCGGACGCCCCGGCGAGGUACGGACCGUCAGAGACCCAGAUCUACUUCCAGAGGGACAAGUCUCACAACGUCAAGGACCUGAUCCGGUCCCUGAUCAACAAGGCCAAGAAGGUGAUCGCGCUGGUGAUGGACGUUUUCACAGACGUCGACCUGAUGUGUGAUCUGAUGGAGGCGUCCAACAAGCGGCGGGUUCCCGUCUACAUCCUGCUAGACGAGAAAAACCUCGACUACUUCACAGAAAUGUGCUCGGCGCUGGACAUCCAGAACUCACACCUGAGUAACAUGCGUGUUCGCAGUGUGUGCGGGGACACAUACUGCACCAAGAGCGGCAAGAAGUUCACCGGUCAGGUCCUGGAGAAGUUCAUGAUCAUCGACUGUGAAGAGGUCAUCGCCGGCUCGUACAGUUUCACCUGGCUGUCGGCUCAGGUGCACAGCAACAUGGUGAUGCAUUUCUCAGGUCGCAUCGCCGACAGCUUCGACCGCGAGUUCCGCUGUCUGUACGCCGACUCGCAGAUCAUCGACUGCUUCUUCAACCCGGAGGAGGAGGGGAUGCCCUACUACCCGUCAUACCAGGCCAUGAUGGCCCCCGGCAUGGGCAUGGGGCUCGGCCCGGUCAUGGGUCUGGACUUGCUGUCCGACAGCAGGCAGAGGGACCGGGUGUGCUCCGAAAACUCCAGCAGCCAAUCCAGUAACAGCGUGUCGAGCGUGAAGGCUGCGCCCGGGAUGACCACGAACCCGGUGUACAAGGUCACCCAGAGUCACGACAAGAAGGAGCCCAACAACAACUCUCACCUGAGCCCUGAGCGGAGAGGAGGACAGACCCCGACGCCUCCGGGUCACAUCACACCGGUACCGCGGGUCACCGCUAACGGAGUAACCAAUCACAGCCCGGCUAUGGACCGACCGCCGCCGGCCUACGGUCAGCAGAUGGGCAUCGAGUGGAACAAGUCCAACCAGGCGGACGUCAAGCGGUCGAACAUAGGCGGCACCUCCUCCAAGUUCCAGGCGUUGGGUUUGUACGACCACAAAACGAGCCUGUUCUCCAGCAGCGGGUUCGUCCCCGGACCGCCCAACAUGAACCACAACCCCAAGACCCAGAGCCCCUCCCCCAUCAACGACAGCAAGACCAACCCCAAGCAGAGGACUGCCCCAAACCUGUUCCUCAACAAGUUCUCAGACCUCUUCGGCAAAGAAAAAGAGAGCUACAACUUCCGGAGGUCUCCGUCACCGCACGGCAUCACGUCCUGGGGAGGACCGGACCUCUCUCCAGUCGAGCCGGAGAGCCAGCAGAGCCCGCCGCCGCCGCUGUCACCGACCGCGGUGAUGAACCGGCAGGAUCAGAAACGAAUGACUCUGGGUCACAGCAAGCUGGACCUGGUGAACCAGUACAACAAGAUGAAAUCCAAGCAGGUGUACAGCCGCUUCGAGCUCAAGUCCUCAAAUUAAACUCGGACUUGCCGGACUUCCAGACUCUCUGUUCUUCCGGUCUCUCUCUCCGUGGAGGUUUUUAUAAAGUCGUCAGUACUUCGUCUUCUUCCACAGUUCAGUGAUGCCUGCUGGAAAUGAAGCCAUGGCAGCCAUGUUGGCUCCUUCAACACAGUCGCAGCGUUCGUCUCUGUGAGUCUUGAAACCAUAUUGCCUCUUUUAUAGAGCGGACUGACACGGGAGUUUUGGGGCUGAUGUGGAUGGAAGUAAACAGAAUUCUGUUUUUUUAUAUCAACAGAUAUUUUUAUUCACGUAGAAGCUAUAAAUACAUACACUUUUUUAUAAUGGUCCUUCAAAUGUAGUUUGUAAAACACUCGAGACAUGUCUGCAGGAUAUUUUACAGUUGAACAAUUAAUUUUAUUGUCCGAAAUGACGACAGAGCACUGACGGUAAACUUUAACAGGAAUUUGUUAAUUAGUAAUCACCCCAAUGUCAGAAAACAUUUAUGCUGUUACCGAUUUACCUGUGAGGAUCCAUCUGUCCAUCUGGGCUUUACACUGUCAUAAUGUGAGGAGGUUUCAUGAGUGCAGUAGUGUUGUGACUGUAAGAUAUUAAACAGACACUUCACCUCUAUAUGUCAUCUCUGGAGACAAUCCGUGUGCCAUCAGAGCUUAUUGAAUUUCCUGGUUUUGCACAUAUUUACAUGAGCGGGGCCUGUACCUGUGGCCGCAGCGCUGAGAUGUGACGUCACGCUUCAUCACCAACAAAUGUCCAGAUGUUUGUCUGGUUUGUCUCAGUAACGCGCUUCAGCGAGGACACACGUCUGUAAAACAGGACUUUUACCCUUUGCGUUAUUACGUUUUACAUAUUUUAAAAACUUUUCCAUGAGCCUUGAAAAAGCUGCUGGAUCCAAAACAUUUUUAAAUAGUUAUGAUAAUGAUGAUAGUUUAGAAACAUUUAACACAGCUUCAGUCAGACUUGGACGUCAAACUCGGCUUUGAUUCUCAGAUUUUUACUUUCUUAUGUUGUUUCGUACAAAAAAAGCGAAAUAAAUGUUCUUUUCUUCAGAAUGAAACCAAUUUAAAGCUGCCGGAAUGUAAAGAAAACCUCUUCAUCGUUUUCUUUCUUUCUCUCUCUCGUUCAGAUCAUUCCUGUAACACUCCUGUAUCAUAGUGUACAUAACUUGUGCCUUGAUCAUCCUGCCUUAAGGUUUACAAUCACAUUGUAAUAAUUAAUAUGUCCAGUGACUUCAGAUGAGUGUUCAUUGAGGUACACACGCCUGUUUGAAGCCGCUGUCGCUGCAGGGAACAAAGUCUGUUGUAAAUAAAAGCAGAGGCGGUGCGACUGUAUUUCCUGGUGCUGUGUCAUGUUACAAUUCUGGGAAAUGAGGUGUAAAUAUAGAAAACUGAAAGGUUUCGGGGCAUUUUGAGGCGAUCAGGUGGAAAAUAUUGUUUGUACAAAGAGUGACGGCUGUGAGAGGAGGCCGGCUGUCGUUUCUUUCUUACAGUAAGUUCUUCUUCAUUACAGAGGAUCGUUUCCUCACACUGAACAUUUUAUACAUUAAACAGCUCUUUACACAAAUGUCUGUAUAUAGACUGCUUAUUAAAACACGUUGGAUACAAGAGCGAAAAAGUGAAACACCCGACACACCUGAUGUCUCCUAAUCGGAUGUGGGCCCGGUGAGUGCAGCGGGUGUUCUGGAGUCCCACCUGAGCUCAGCCCUCUCACCUGUAAACUUUUCACGACUGCAUCUUCCACACUCGUGACGCUGUCGUGUGACACAAACAAGGUGAAAUCGUUCGCCGCCCCGCGUGACGCUGGCGUAGAUUUCCAUCGCAGCACUACAGGGCUAAAUAAUCAGUGCUGACGUGGGAGCUGAUUGUUGCUGUUGUCACCUGAGCAAUAAUGAUCGACAGUGAUCAGUUCUCGUCGUGUGUGUGUUUUUACUCUGUGUGAGUUGUUGUUUACUGCUCAUUUCAGUUUGUGUUGUUGUUGCCGGUUCGUCCUCGUCUGUCCGACUGCAUCAUGUUUCAUACGUUGUAAAUAAAAGACGAACUGACGGUCGGGACUUUGGGUUAUUGUUGAAGAAACUCUUCUGUAACUGAGUUAUUUUAUUUUUACAUUGUGUCAUUUACUGAAGAAUGUGAAUGUUCUGUUUAAGUUGAUCUUAAUUUGUAAGAUGAACAAUUUAGGAUUUUAAUAAAAAAGCUGAAGUCCAGAUUUGUUUUAAG
This is a messenger RNA of Acanthopagrus latus (yellowfin seabream), 4224 nucleotides long. RefSeq names its product family with sequence similarity 83 member C (gene sack1c). The transcript is spliced from 6 exons. Bases 170 to 2014 code for a protein of 614 amino acids. Lineage: Eukaryota; Metazoa; Chordata; Actinopteri; Spariformes; Sparidae. The record is from RefSeq and is a predicted model, not a curated record.